GCCAGGACACAAACAAGUUAGGUGAGUUACAGUGCAACAUGAGUGGGUUACCUACACGGUAGCUGCAGGCUGGGCUCUAACCACAUAACACGGCCAUCGUUUCUUAGCGGAGAGGAAUGAGAUCAUUUAGAAAGGAAAGAUAAUUUCUCCCUUGAGUCACAACGGGAAAGAAACAGAAAAGCACAAAAGCUACACUGCUCCAAUAAAAAUUGAAAAUCCUUUUAAUGUCUGAGCAAUUUUGAGAGGAUUGACUUAAAUGGACAAGAUGAUUGUUUGGCUGAUCUCUCUGAAAAGUAUUGAAAUGCUAUUCAUGGCAGUGUCUUGCCUGAAUUUCCACAUUGAACCUGAAGAAGGUAGCCUUGCAGGAGGAACGUGGAUCACAGUCAUUUUUGAUGAUUCAGAGUCAGGUCUCUUUUAUCCGGCCAAUGGCUUUCAGCUGGAAAUACAUCUGGUGAAUAUGACUGUUUCUGUGCUGCCGAGCAUCCCCUGUGACAUCUCUCCUGUCUUCUUGGAUUUGCCGGUGGUGAUGUGCAGGACCAGGUCUCUGCUGUCCGAAGCACAUGAAGGUCUGUACUACCUGGAAGUGCAUUCUGGAGGACAGGUGGUAGGCAGCCCAAAUCCAGGACCACAAGACAGCUGUACUUUCAAGUUUUCCAGGGCACAGACACCCAUUGUUUACCAAGUUUAUCCACCAAGUGGAGUUCCAGGAAAACUAAUACAUGUAUAUGGCUGGAUUAUCACUGGAAAAUUGGAAACCUUUGAUUUUGAUGCAGACUACAUUGACAGCCCAUUGAUCUUGGAAACCCAAGGAGACAAAUGGGUUACUCCUUGCUCUCUUGUAAACUGGCAGACAGGAAGCCGCUACCCUAUUCAGGAAGACCAUGGUCUUGGGACUCUGCAGUGCCGCGUGGAAGGCAACUAUAUUGGCUCCCAGAAUGUUAGUUUUUCAAUAUUUAACAAAGGAAAGUCGAUGGUACAUAAGAAUGCAUGGCUGAUCAGUGCUAAACAGGAACUUUUCCUGUACCAGACAUACUCAGAAAUACUAUCUGUGUUUCCAGAAACUGGGAGCCUUGGGGGAAGAACAGACAUCACAAUUACAGGAGACUUCUUUGACAUUCCUGCCCAGGUUACCAUUUCAGGCAUUCCAUGUGAUGUGAGACACGUGUCUCCCAGGAAGAUUGAGUGUACUACUAGGGCUCCAGGAGAAGGUGCAAGGCUCACUGCGCCUCAAGCAGGCAAUCGAGGGCUUCUUUUUGAAGUUGGUUAUGCUGCUGAGGGCUUGGACCUGACUGAAGCUACCCCCGGGUACAUGAGGCAGAUUGUUCCAAAUGCCAGUUCUCCAUUUGGAUUUUGGUCAAAGGAAGGGCAACCUUUCAGAGCACGGCUCAGUGGAUUCUUUGUGGCCCCAGAGACGAAUAAUUACACUUUUUGGAUCCAGGCAGACAGCCAAGCUUCCCUGUAUUUCAGUAGAUCAGAGGAUCCAAGAUCCAAGGUGAAGGUGGCCUCUAUUAGGAUGGGUACUGCUGACUGGUUUGACUCCUGGGAGCAGAGUGGGGAUGAAGGGCCCUGGCAACAGAAGACCACCAAGUUAGAGCUGUUUGGUGGAGCCAGGUACUACCUGGAGGCAGAACAUCAUGGAAGAGCACCCAGUAGGGGAAUGAAAAUUGGUGUCCAGAUCCACAACACCUGGCUGAAUCCUGACGUGGUCAGCACUUACCUCCGGGAGAAACAUCAGAUCCGAAUCCGUGCUCAGAGACUUCCAGAAAUUCAGAUGGUGACUGUGUCUGGAAGAGGGAACUUCUUUCUUACUUGGGACAAUGUCUCUAGCCAGCCAAUCUCUGCGAAUGCCACAGCCCAUCAGAUUCAGACAGCCAUUGAGGAGUUACUUGCAGUCAAAUGCCAGCUGGAACCCCUUUCGGCUAAUAUCCUACUCCGGCUUGGAUUCGAACAAGGCUCAGAAGGUUUCAGCUGUGACGGGCACCUCACCAGUGGGACAGAGCCCUUCUGUGGGAGGUUCAGCCUCUAUCAGCCUCGGUACCUUAUCCUAAGACCCCCGGCUGCCCAGAAGGGCUACCGGCUGGAUCAAUAUACACACCUGUGCAUUGCAUACAAAGACCGCAUGCAUAAGAUCCUGAAGUUGAUCGUGUCCUUCACAAUUGGUCUUCAAAGCAUCAUUAAGAAGAACAUCACCUGUGACUGGAGUCUCAUGGGGACCAGUUCUGAAAGCUGGCAGUUCACUUGCACCGACCUUUGGAAGACUUGUGUGCAUCCUUCUGCAUAUCUCCAAGUGCUUCUGAAAAACUCCCCGGUGGUGGUACAUCGCAUUGACCUCCUUCCUCUGGCACAGGAGACGGGCGCAUUCUAUAUGGAUGAAAUUAUUAUUGCAGACACAAACCUGACAGUUUCUCAAGCUGAUUCUGGAACAGCUCGCCCAGGUGGGAAUCUGGUGGAAUCUGUCUCUGUGGUGGGAUCCCCUCCAGUCUACAAUGUAACCUCCUGGUUGGCAGGGUGUGGCCCGGAACUCCCGCUCAUCACCGCAAGUUCUGUGCCCACUGAAGAAGCAGAAGAAGGAUCCAGAAAGGUCCAGGUGACAACACAGAGGCUACAGAGAACAAGUCCACCUGUAGGAGGACACUUUCGCAUCCAACUUUCUAAUACAGUGAUUCCUGAUGUCCCUGUGAAUAUUUCAGCUAGUCACCUUUGCCAGCUCUUACAGAACAAUACUGAUGACUUCACCUCCAGGUACCUCAAUGUCCAUGACUUCACCGUGAUGGAGGAUCUAAAGUCUUGCUAUGAACAUGUAUGGACCAUCUCCUGGUCCAUCCAGGUUGGGGAUUUGCCCAAUUUCAUCAGGGUCUCUGGCGAAAAUCUAACUGGAGUGAACCCAGCUGCAACCACUCGUGUGGUAUAUGAUGGUGGAGUUUUUCUUGCACCCAUAUUUGGAGACAUGUUAGCUACUGCCAACCCGUGCACUCAGGUGGUUGUACGAGUGAAUGACAUACCAGCUUACUGCUCAGGUUCCUGUUCUUUCCAGUACCUCGAAGGAUCAACUCCCUGGGUCCACUCUCUGUGGUAUUCACUUGAUGGUGACAUCAAUCUACUGGUUUAUAUUACUGGAACUAGUUUCUCUGGUGACUCCCAGGCCUUUCAGAUUACUGUGAACAAAUCAAAUUGCAAAGUUAUUUUUUCAAAUCAAACAAAUGUGGUCUGUCAGACAAACCUGCUACCUGUUGGAGUGCAUCGGAUGUCAAUGUUUGUGAGACCCUUUGGUCGUGCCAUCAAUGCCAGUGGAGAAGGCCUCUUCCUAAAUGUAGAACCCAGACUGGAUGCAGUGGACCCUUCGAGAGCUGCAGAGACUGGAGGGCUCUGGGCCACAAUCCGAGGCUCUAGUUUGGAAGAUAUCAGCCUGGUGUUAUUUGGAUCUCAGUCUUGUGCCAUCAACAUAACUACAAGCAAUUCACAAAGAAUUCGGUGCCGAGUUCCGCCCAGGGGGAAAGAUGGACCAAUUGUGAAUGUGACUGUGAUUAGAGGGGACCAUUCUGCAGUUCUUCCCAUGGCAUUCACAUAUGUCUCCUCUUUAAAUCCAGUGAUCAUGUCUCUGAGCAGAAACAGAAGCAACAUAGCUGGAGGUGAGAUCCUUUUCAUUGGAAUGGCGUUGCUGGUGGAUUACACAAAUUUGGAUGUGGAAGUCUAUAUCAAGGAUACCUUGGCUUGGGUUCAUGCAAAGACUGCUCAGGGUCUGGAGGUGGUGCUGCCCCCACUGCCAGCUGGCCUCCACAGAAUCUCAGUCUCCAUCAAUGGGGUCGACAUUUACUCAGCAGGGGUUGAUUUGCACAUCCAGUACAUCACUGAAGUUUUCAGCAUCGAGCCUUGCUGUGGGUCCCUUCUGGGUGGAACCAUCCUCAGCAUCUCAGGCAUAGGAUUCAGCAGAGAGCCAGGUUUAGUCUGGGUGCUUGUGGGCAAUCAGUCCUGUAACAUUGUGAACUUAGCAGAGACGCAUAUCUGGUGUGAGACUUCACCUGCUUCCCUGCCGCCUGAGGCAGAUAUUCUCACUGUCCCAGCCCCUGUGGAGGUCUGGGUUGGCAACCUGUCCAUCACCCAAGGACCUGCACCAAGCCUGGUGGGGAAGGGCUUUACUUUCACAUAUGAGGUGGCCACAACACCAGUAGUCACUGCUGUGCGAGGAGAAAUCACGAAUAGCAGCCUGAGACUCUACGUGGAAGGAAAUAACCUCUCCAACUCAGUGAUUCUUCUGGGGGACUUGAACUGCAGUCUUGAGACACAGUCUUUCAGAGGCAACACGAGCCUGUCUGGCUGCUCCUUUCCUCUUCACGGUUUGGAGGCAGGAGUCUACCCUCUUCGGAUACGUCAGAAGCAGAUGGGGUUUGCUAACAUGUCUGCAGCGCCCCAGCAAUUGGUGAUGACACCUUGGAUCACGACCAUCUCCCCAACAAAUGGGUCUGCUUGUGGUGGGACAGUGCUCAUGGUGAGGGGCUUGGCUCUCAACUCAAGAAGGCGAUCAGUUCAGGUUUAUCUUUCGGGUCCCUUUACUUGUGUGAUUUUGAGCUUGGGGGCCCAGAUGGUCCUCUGUCAGAUCAAACCGGUGGGUGACUCCUUGCCUGGUGCUUCCUUCACUCUGAACAUCACCAUCUUGGUCAAUGGCCUACCCAGUGAAUGUCAUGGGAACUGCACUCUUUUUUUGAAGGAAGAGACAACUCCUGUAGUGGAUGCCUUGACCACUGAUAUCAAUGGGUCUCUGACUACGGUGUUGAUUAGAGGUCAGAGAUUAGGCACCACAGCUGAUGAGCCAAUGGUGUAUUUGGAUGAUCAUCUUCCUUGCAUUGCAACUUUCUUUAAUGCAAGCCAUGUGGCAUGCCAGAUAAGCGACUUGACUCCAGGACUCCACUACCUAUCAGCAGUUCAUACAAGCAAUGGGUAUGCUUGUUCUGGUAAUGUUUCCAGACACUUCUACAUUUUGCCUAGGGUGUUUCAUUAUUUCCCCAAGAAUUUCAGCAUAUAUGGUGGGGGCCUCUUGACCAUAGAGGGCACAGCCCUGAGAGGACAGAACAGCACGGUGGUCUACCUUGGCCAGCAGGCCUGCCUGACGGUGAGCAUCAGUACUGAGCUCCUUCAGUGCUUUGUUCCUGCAGGGCAUGGCUCUGUUGUCUUGGACAUAGAGAUAGAUGGACUUUUGUAUCAAAUGGGAGUCGUUGGUUAUAGCAACGCGUUCACUCCAGAAUUGCUCUCUGUUUCUCACACUGAUGGCAUCUUGACUUUGGUGGUGGCCCAUAUCUCAGGAGCUGUGAACGUCGACAUUUUUAUUGGGAUGUCACCCUGCGUGGGUGUCUCUGGCAACAGCACGGUUCUCCAGUGUGUGGUUCCCUUUCUCCCUGCUGGGGAGUACCAAGUCAGAGGUUACGACCGGACAAGAGGGUGGGCCUCAUCUGCCCUGGCAUUCACAUCGAGCAUUACUAUCACAGCAGUGACCGAGAACUUUGGCUGCCUGGGUGGAAGGAUCGUGCAUGUGUUUGGAGCAGGAUUUUCUCCAGGGAACAUCUCAGCCGCCGUGUGUGGUUUUCCCUGCCAAGUCUUGGCUAAUGCUACAGUAUCUGCCUUCAGCUGCUUGGUUCGUCCUCUGGAUGUGUCCUUGGCUUCCCUGUGUGACCUGAAGCAUGAGGAGGAGAGCUGUGAAACCUCCAGCCUCACCUACGUGCGGUGCGAUUUGACUGUCUCUGUGGGGACAGAGAGACUACCUGAAUCAUGGCCUUACCUCUACAUUUGUGAAGAAAGUUCCCAAUGCCACUUUGCUCCAGAUCACUGGAUGGAGUCAGUCUUUUCAACGUUCUCAGGUCUCUUCAUCAGCCCUAAAGUGGAAAGAGAUGAAGUUCUCAUCUAUAAUAGCUCCUGUAACAUUACCAUGGAAACUGAGGCAAAGAUGGAGUGUGAGACGCCUAAUCAGCCAAUUACCGCCAAGAUUACUGAGAUACGAAAAAGCCGGGGCCAGAACACUCAGGGCAACUUUUCCUUUCAGUUCUGCCAGAGGUGGUCGAGGGCUCACAGCUGGUUUCCUGAAAGAGCGCCACAAGAUGGCGACAACGUCACAGUGGAGACUGGCCAACUGCUACUGCUUGACACCAAUACAAGCGUCCUCAACUUACUUCACGUUAAAGGAGGCAAGCUGAUUUUCAUGGAUUCAGGACCUAUCGAGCUCAGGGCACACUCUAUCCUUGUUUCUGAUGGUGGAGAACUCCAGAUUGGAUCCGAGGACAAGCCCUUCCAAGGCAAAGCUGAGAUCACACUCUAUGGGAGUUACCGCUCUACCCCCUUUUAUCCAUAUGGUGUCAAGUUCCUGGCUGUGAGAAAUGGAACUCUUUCCUUGCAUGGUUCACUACCAGAAGUAAUUGUCACACAUCUUCGAGCAGCUGCCUAUGCCCAUGACACAGUGUUGGCUCUGGAAGAUGCUGUGAACUGGCGCUCUGGGGAUGAAGUUGUCAUUAUCAGUGGAAUAGGUGUCAAAGAUGCCAAACCUGUGGAAGAGAUUGUUAUUGUGGAAACAGUGCACAAUGCAGACCUUCAUCUGAGAUCACCCUUGAGAUAUUCUUACAACUUCACAGAGAACUGGGUGGCUGGAGAGCACCAUAUUUUAAAGGCUACAGUGGCUCUGCUCAGCAGGAGUAUUACUAUACGAGGAAAUCUCACUAAUGAGAGGAUAAAGUUCCUCACUUCAUGCCAGGAGGCUAAUGCUUCAGAAGGUAACUUACAAUAUUGUUUGUAUUCCAAGAGUGAGAAGAUGCUAGGAUCUAGGGAUCUGGGGGCCAGUGUCAUUAUACAGUCCUUCCCAGAGGAGCCUAGCCGAGUCCAGUUGAAGGGAAUACAGUUCCGAGACUUGGGGCAAGCCUUCCGUAAGCAUCUGAGCUCACUGACUGUGGUGGGCACUAUGAGAGAUUCCUAUAUUCAGGGCUGCACGGUGUGGGGUGCCUUCAGUAGAGGACUCAGCAUGUUCGGGACCGUGGGCCUCACGGUGGAUAGUAAUGUGUUCUACAAUAUUUUAGGCCACGCACUGCUGGUGGGUACAUACUUGGAGACAAGAUAUAUUCCUUGGGAGGCUAUUCCUGGAAGAAAAAAUGACUGGUCAGAACAGGGAAAUAUAAUAAGAAACAAUGUGAUCAUCAGUGUUUCUGGCACCGAAGGACUCUCCAAUCCUGAAAUGGUGACACCAGCUGGUGUCUAUAUUCGCAGCCCCAGCAAUGUUGUAGAGGGAAAUAGGGUAUGUGCUGCUGGUUAUGGCUACUUUUUUCAUCUUGUGACCAACCAGACAUCACAAGCUCCACUUCUCUCCUUCACUCACAAUAUUGCACAUUUUUGUACAAGGUGUGGUCUCUUUGUAUACCCUAAAUUUCAGCCACCUUGGGAUAAUGGCACUGGCCCCACCUUGUUCCAAAACUUUAUGGUUUGGGGAAGUGCAGGUGGUGCCCAGAUUUUUAGAAGUAGCAAUCUUCACCUGAAAAACUUCCAAAUUUAUUCAUGUAGAGAUUUUGGAAUUGACAUCUUGGAAAGUGAUGCAAAUACUUCAGUUACUGACAGCUUAUUACUUGGUCAUUUUGCCCACAAUGGAAGCUCGUGUAUGUCAGCUGGGAUCAAAACUCCCAAAAGAUGGGAACUGAUGAUAUCUAACACAACCUUUGUUAAUUUUGAUCUCACUGACUGCGUGUCUAUCAAAACCUGUUCGAGCUGUUCCCGAGGACAGGGUGGAUUUACUGUGAAGACCAACCAGUUGAAGUUUACAAACUCUCCAAACAUAGUAGCAUUUCCAUUUCCUCAUGCAGCAAUUCUGGAAGACUUGGAUGGGUCUCUGUCUGGGAAAAAUGGAAGUCAUAUUCUUGCUUCAAUGGAAACCCUCCCAGAUUCUUGUUUGGUCAAUUCCAGCUUCAGUCAGAUUGUCCCUGGCAGUGUCUGUGGGGAAAAUGUUCUCUUUCAUCGGAUGUCUAUUGGAUUGAUUAAUGCUCCAGAUGUUUCUUAUGAUUUAACCAUGACUGACAGCAGAAACAAGACAAUCACUGUCAGUUAUGUGUGUGACACACUGUCUAACCCUUAUGGCUGGAUGGCACUGCUCUUAGAUCAAGAGACCUACUCACUGCGAUUUGAGACCCCUUGGAUCAACAGAUCUCUACAGUACUCAGCAACAUUUGGCAACUUUGCUCCUGGGAAUCACCUCCUGCUGGUACAUACAGUCGUGUGGCCUUACCCCGAUAUCUUCAUAAGGUGUGGGAGACAAGUGGGGCGGUCCCUUUCGGCUCUUCCAUCACCUCGUAAAGACCAAGGAUGUGACUGGUUCUUCAAUAGGCAGUUGAGGGAACUCACCUAUCUGGUUUCAGGUGAAGGCCAAAUUCAAGUAAUUCUCCAGAUGAAGGAAGGUGUGCCCCCAACUGUUUCAGCUUCUACCUCUGCACCUGAAUCGGCUUUAAAAUGGUCCCUCCCUGAAGCAUGGACAGGUGUUGAAGAGGGGUGGGGAGGACACAACCAUACCAUUCCAGGUCCUGGAGAUGACGUCCUGAUUUUACCCAACAGAACUGUCUUCGUGGAUACAGAUCUUCCAUUUCUCAAAGGCCUCUAUGUGAUGGGGACUUUAGAAUUCCCUGUGGACAGAAGCAACAUUCUGAGUGUGGCAUGCAUGGUCAUCGUAGGUGGUGAGCUGAAAGUUGGUACUUUAGAAAAUCCCUUUAAGAAAGAACAAAAGCUUCUGAUUCUCCUUAGAGCCUCAGAAGGAGUCUUUUGUGACCGUCUCAAUGGAAUUUAUAUCGAUCCAGGAACAAUUGGGGUUUAUGGGAAAGUUCUGCUUCACAGUGCUUAUCCUAAGAAACCCUGGACACAUCUUGGAGCUGACAUUGCCUCAGGCAAUGAGAGAAUUAUAGUAGAGGACGCAGUGGAUUGGCGACCCCAUGACAAAAUCGUCCUUAGCUCCUCUUCUUAUGAGCCUCAUGAAGCAGAAGUCCUCACCGUUAAAGAAGUCAAGGGCCAUCAUAUUAGGUUCCAUGAACGGCUCAAACACCGACACAUUGGAAGCGCCCACGUCAUGGAGGAUGGCCAAUAUAUUCGUCUGGCUGCUGAGGUUGGACUUUUGACCCGAAGUAUACAAAUCCAGCCUGAUAUAUCAUGUAAGGGGAGGCUACUUGUGGGGUCCUUCAGGAAGUCCAGCAGAGAAGAAUUUUCAGGUGUUCUUCAACUUUUAAAUGUAGAAAUUCGGAACUUUGGGUCACCAUUAUUUUCAUCCAUUGAACUCACUAAUGUGUCAGCAGGAUCCUGGAUAAUAUCUUCUACUCUGCAUCAAAGCUGUGGAGGGGGCAUUCAUGCAGUGUCCAAUCAUGGGAUCACUUUAAAAGACAACAUAGUAUUUAACACAGCUGGACAUGGCAUGGAUCUAGAGGGUCAUGCCUAUUCUCUCUCCAAUAACCUUGUGGUUCUGAUGACACAGCCAGCAUGGUCCACGGUUUGGGUGGCAGGAAUCAAAGUGAACCAGGCAAAAGACAUCAAUCUCCGUGGCAACAUUGUGGCAGGAUCAGAGAGACUUGGCUUUCACAUCCGAGGCCAGAGAUGUUCCUCUCUUGAAGCCCUUUGGUCUGACAAUGUGGCCCACUCAAGCCUUCAUGGCCUUCAUCUGUAUAAGGAAAGUGAACUUGACAACUGUACUAGUAUCUCUGGCUUUUUGGCUUUCAAGAACUUUGACUACGGUGCCAUGCUGCAUGUGGAGAACAGCAUAGAGAUAGAGAACAUCACUCUGGUGGACAACGUUAUUGGUCUUUUGGUGAUAGUAUAUGUGUCUUCUGUUCAACAGAGUCCCAUUGAAAAUGUGCAGAUUGUGCUUAGGAACUCAGUCAUUGUGGCCACUAGCUCCUCUUUUGACUGCAUUCAGGAUAGGGUUAAGCCUUGCUCUGCCAACUUGACCUUAACAGACCGAGCUCCUUCUAACCCAAGAGGGGGUCGAGUUGGUAUUCUGUGGCCUAUAUUCACCUCAGAACCAAAUCGGUGGCCUCAGGAACCAUGGCACAAAGUGAGAAAAAGCCAUGCAAUUUCAGGAAUUAUGAAACUUCAAGGUGUCACCUUUUCUAGUUUUGUGAAGAGUUGCUAUAGUGAUGACCUAGAUGUCUGCAUUCUGCCCUCUGCAGAGAACACUGGAAUCAUUCAUCCCAUAACAGCAGAGAGGACCAAGAUGCUAAAGAUCAAAGAUAAAAACAAGUUCUACUUUCCUCCUUUACCAAGCAGGAAAGAUUUAGAAACACUUGUUUGCCCUGAAUCAGAUUGUGAAAGUCCAAGAAAGUUUCUCUUUAAGGAUCUGGAUGGCAGAGCCCUGGGUCUACCUCCACCAGUUUCGGUAUUUCCUAAAACUGAGGCUGAAUGGACUGGAUCCUUCUUCAACACAGGUACAUUUAGAGAAGAGCAGAAAUGCACUUACCGAUCCCUGAUACAAGGCUACAUCUGCAAACAGACAGACCACGUGAUCUUAAUUCUUGACAGUGAUGAUGCCACGUGGGCAAUGAGGAAGAUAUAUCCUGUUGUGUCUGUGACUGGUGGUUUUGUUGACACCUUUAGUAGUGUAAAUGCCAAUACUCCCUGCUUUACUUCAGGAUCUGCAUCUAUUUUCUAUUCCGUUUUACCCACCAGAGAAAUCACCAAGGUCUGCUUUGUAAAUCAGACUCCUCAAGUUCUGCGUUUUUUUCUACUGGGGAAUAAAAGUACCUCCAAGCUUCUCUUGGCUGUAUUCUACCAUGAACUCCAGAGCCCCCAUGUUUUUUUAGGGGAAAGUUUUAUUCCACCAACUCCGGUUCAAUCAAUUUCCUCAUUGCUGAAUCAGUCUAUUGGUUCCAACUAUUUCAGCAUCAUGGAUAAUAUCUUGUAUGUUGUUCUACAAGGAGAGAAGCCCAUUGAAAUACGCUCAGGUGCUUCUAUUCAUUUGGCCUUCACUGUGAUGUUUCCAGUCCUAGAAAAGGGUUGGGAAAUCAUGACCCUUGAAAGACUAACUGACUUCUUGCAGGUUAGCCAAGACAAAAUCAAAUUUAUUCAUGACAUGCCUGGCAAUGAAGCAACCUUAAAGGCUAUUGCUGACUAUAGAGCAAAGAGAAAGCGCAAUUGCCCAACUGUGCCUUGUGCCAGUCAUUAUAGAGUUGGUCAACGAAGACCUCUUAUGAUGGAAAUGAGCUCAUGUAGAGUUCCAGCACCAACCAGCAUGGAAACUGUCUCAAAAGUACUGGUCCUUGAAAUUGGUGAUCUGCCAACAGUAAGGAGCACUGGCCUGAUUCCAUCUUUAUCAAGUAACAAAUUACAAAAUUUGGCUCACCAGAUUAUCACUGCUCAACAGACUGGAGUACUAGAGAAUGUUCUGAAUAUGACUAUUGGGGCCUUACUGGUGACUCAGUCAAAGGGAGUCAUUGGCUAUAGAAAUACAAGCAAUUUUAAAAUUGAGAACUUGAUAUAUAUUCGGCCCUAUGCUCUUUCAGUCUUAGUCCAGCCUUCAAAUGGAGAAGUGGGAAAAGUACUUCCAGUACAACCACAACUCAUCUUUCUAGAUAAGCAGAAUCGGAGAAUUGAGUCCUUGGGGCCCCCCUCAGAGCCAUGGGCCAUUUCUGUUUCCUUGGAAGGGACAUCAGAUUCAGUGCUAAAAGGGUGUACUCUGGCAGAAACGCAAGAUGGUUAUGUAAGCUUCUCCAACUUGGCAGUUUUGAUUUCUGGGUCGAAUUGGCACUUUAUUUUUACUGUCACUUCCCCUCCAGGGGCCAAUUUUACAGCUCGAUCCAGGCCAUUUGCCAUCUUACCUGUGACUAGGUCAGAGAGGUCGACCAUAAUCCUGGCUGUUUCUCUGUGCUCCAUGGUCUCAUGGCUGGCCUUGUGCUGUCUGGUGUGCUGUUGGUUUAAGAGAAACAAAAGCAGAAAAAUAAAAAAUGAAGAUAUUUCUGAAUCCCAGACUAAUGAUCAAAAGAACCAUAGCCACGUCUCAUCCAAACACCAAGGAUCACAGGUAGAGACUGAUAAAGAAGACCCCAUAGUGGGAGAAGAUAUGAGGAUGAAGGUCAUGCUGGGCAAGCUGAACGAACUCCCCCACCAGUCACUAAACGGAGUGUCCAGAAGGAAGGUUAGCCGCCGUGCUGUCCAAGAAGAGGGUGGCAGCCGAGAAGGGGCUGCUGUGCCUGCUCCCACUAUUACCGGUGUCACCUCCCACAGGCACACCUGCGCCCUAAGCCCUUCUGUUCAGCAGACUUACGUGCAGGAGACUGGGGACUGGAAGGAAGCCCAAGAACAGUUGCUCAGAUACCAGCUGGCAGGCCAAGAUCAGCUGCUGCUGCUCUGUCGAGACCUCCCACAGGAGAGGCAACAAUUGCAGGACCAGAGUCAGUUGGGCAAGGACGGUGGCAGCUUGGGGCUUUCUCAGGAGAAGAAAGCCUCCUGUGGUGUCACCGAGGCAUUCUGCCUUCAUUCAGUACAUGCAGAAGCUAUUCACGAACAGCUGUGAUCAAGCAGCCUAGUGGGCAUUUGGGCUGAAAGUCAGAAUGUUCAAAAUAUUUCUGGAAAAUGAGUAAAGGAGACGAGGCUUGAUCUGUUAGGAGGCUAAGAAGGGAGAAUAGGAACUCUGAAUUCUCUUUUUUCAACUUUAGAAUGGAAGACGAUCGUAUAAUUGCUUGUAGAUUGAAACAGUGUCUGAUAUAUCUUUUGUAUGUAUCAUAGAUCCGAGGCCAGGGCUAGACAAAUAAUAGGUUCCCAAAUAUUUGUUAAUUUUGUAUUUGUUUUUUAACUUAAGCCAAUUACCUUCCUGAUUUCACCAUUCUUAAUAAUGACUCAAUACUGAUUUAUACCAGUAGGAGUUGUUAUUAAGCUUUCUCUAGGAUGAUCACACCUAGUGCUUUGGGCUUUUCUUAUUAAGGGAUCAUGCAAAGGUCUGGUCUGCUACAGUUAUUCCCGCAGUGUUGCAGCAAAACAUUUAUCUUAUAGGAACAUUUGAAUGAUAGGAGAUUUGUCAGAACUUGUCUUCCAAUCACAAGACAACUUCCUGGUUUUUUACAAGUCGAUUUUAUUUCAUAGUUUAAAUCUUAUCAUUAUUGAAAGCCCACAGUAAAGCAAACAUAUCAAGUCUACAUUUCAUGAGUAUUGAUACAAGACAAUUAAUAUUCUCAUGGGUUUGUUGAAAUUUUAGUUAAAGACAAAGAUUCAAAAACAGUAAAUUUUUGGAAGGAACUUGUUCAUGAAUCAAAGUUAUUUUUCAGUAGUUAUUUCUGUUAGUAACUAGGUUAAGUUUACAACUGGAAUUAAAAAAAAAAAAAAUGAACUCUAUUGGGAGACCAGAGAUAACUAAGUGGCCAAGUAAAUUAUCAGCUAACUUAUUUAUCAAGGAACUGCUUUUUGGAGAAGAUAAUUCAUAGAGCCUGCACAAGGAGGUGAGGAAGAGAUUAUAUCAAGUGCAGCUUCUCUAAGCUGUGCUAGAGUCUCUAAUGGAGACCAGAGUAGAGGGUCAACUGGUGUUAAGUUGGGUAAAGAAGCUAAUGGCAGUUCCACCUAAUCCAUGCAUUUGCACAGGGCCCAUCAGUGUUCACACUAAAGGAUAAUUUAAACAUCCUGACUCUGUCCCUGGCUCUGUUUCCAGAAGUCUUUACAUUUUCAAGGGAGUAAAGCAAAGACAACGGAGGUGAGGAGAAUUUCCAAAAAGAAUUUGCUCUUAGAUUUUCUCUACUGUAAACCAGGACUUUCCAAUCUCUGAAAGAUUAAGGGGCUGUUCUAUGUUUGAAUUAGAACAGAGUAAGGAGAUACACUUUUCUUUUGUAAAAUUUUAAAUAACGAUGCCCUUGUAUUAGCCCCAUAGAAGGUACUGGCUGAAAGUCAUCAUCAGCAGGGCAUCAGUGGGAAGUAUUUCACCCUGCCAUGAGUUAACAGAAACUUUCUCAACCUCUUUGUCCAUUUUUUUAUUUAUCUUGUGGACAUCUUAAACCUUCAAGCUGCCCUGAAAGGAGUAAGGCAGCCUUCUCUGUGACACUAUGUUGGAUUCUGAGGGAGACAGAGUUAGUAUACUUCAAAAGAUAUUAAUCCAGGCUGUCUGUAUUUAAGGAAGGCAUUAAUGGGCAAUCUGGCCUAUAGAAAUUUACUCUGGAGGUACAAAAUAGUUGCCUGCAGGAUAAAUCCUCAUUGUCGAUAUACUUUGUUUGGGUACUAACAGUGUUUAAAAAAGUAACAACAACAACAAAAUAACUUGAAUGGCUUAAGCAGACUAUGCCUUCUCUAGUUUAUUCUCUGCUAUAACCUGUUUUUUUUUUUUGUCUCAUUUUUGUAGCUUCCUGGUCUAUGAAGUAAUUCUGUUUGCAAUCUUUACUACAUAUAGUAGGUCUUUGAAGAGCUCUAAUCUUUUUGUACAAAAACAUUUUAGAAAUUAAGGUUUUUGAGUAUUAUAAAAUGAUAGUAGUCUUAGCUGAGGUUUUAUCUACAUAUUCUCCCUUUCACUCUGGUGACUUCAUUUACCACCUUGAAUUUCAGCCUAGAUUUCUUUCCUGAGCUCUAUACCAUAUAUUUAGCUACCUACUGAGAACUUCUACUAGGUUGUCCCACAGCACUAUGAAUUAAUAUGGCCUUAAAGCCUACUCCUCCUCAUGCUUUCUCUAAUACAAUGCAGCACAUCCCUGCACUAGACCAGAAAUCUAGAGGUCAACCAUGACUCCUCAUCCUACUUUACCCUUCAAAAGGGUCAUCUACCAGCUCUGUUAUUUCUGCUCUUUUUUUGCCCUUUUCUCAAUCUUUACUAUCUUCUUAUUUAUCCUCCAUGUACCAAAAGACUGACUUUUCCAGGAGAUAAGAUUAAGCCUAUCUCUCUGUCUAGGGAUAACCAUAAUCAACCUAUUCAUUCUACCUCCAGCAAAGUCUGAGAUCCCUGACAUCACAAUUGACUCCUUGGGCCUGAACAGUAGCCAGAAACAUUCAAAGUAACUCGCAAGGCAUGUGGCAUGAAAUCUCACAGUCUGAACAGAAUCACCCAAACCAUAGUUAAGCCAGUCUUCUUUUUCCAUCUCAAAAAAAUGGGAGAAUUGGGUAAAUGCUUGAAGCAAAUAACUCUUUAUUCAUUCAUGUCUGGAGAUGAGCUGAUUAGAUAAAAUACCACUAUAGACCAACCCUAAAUGUAUUCAGACCAUAAUAUUGGUCACCCAGUAACAAUCCUUUAUUCAAAUAAAUAAUUUAAAAAAUA
This is a messenger RNA of Pteropus alecto (black flying fox), 15211 nucleotides long. RefSeq names its product PKHD1, fibrocystin/polyductin (gene PKHD1). The coding region runs from base 257 to 12502 and encodes 4081 amino acids. Lineage: Eukaryota; Metazoa; Chordata; Mammalia; Chiroptera; Pteropodidae. The record is from RefSeq and is a predicted model, not a curated record. The transcript has 67 exons.